AUGUCUUUGCACAUCUAUAUCGCCCACUCGGGUGAGCAUUUACUUGCCGACCCGGUGUCGUUUGCCUCCCCGGAUGCACUCCGAUCAUGGAUCACUCGCAACACGUCAGUUCCGCCUCAGAGGCAGAUCUUGAUGACUGCCCGUGGGAAAAACGUCAAGAUUCAAACACUCGCCACAGAGGAUGAAAUAUUUGUGUACGACCGGCGACACGUUACUGAACAAAACAACGCCGAGCUGCCAGAGCUUCCACCACCGCAACCGUUCAGCCUCGACAACCCACCCGAUAUCCUCAAAGACCAAAAUGACCUACAAUCAUGGAGAAAUCUUUAUCUGGCUAGAAAGACGUGGGCGUUGACUCUGCUAGAGCGCUGUGAAUCAGUCGACAAGAGCAUUCAGAAUCACACCGCGCGAACCAACAUUAUCCAUCGCGCCGUCGGCGUAGCUCUUGAGAACCUGAAAACACACGUGGGAACCCUGGAGCAUCGUUUUCAGGAAGCGCAAACCUGGGCGAAUGACUUGCUGAAGGAGCAACAAACAGCGCUCGACGGAUGGAAACGAGCCCUUGCGACCUUGGAGACCAUUCCUGCCCGCAAGGAUUUCCCAUUUCUAGGUCGUCCAUCUACGCCAAAGAAGGAGAAGGAGAAAGCGGCUGGGACGCUACGUGAUUAUGUGGACUCGGAAGAAGUACAGAAGGCUGGACAAGAAGCAGCGGUCGCAUUUUCUCAAUUCACUCAUCAGGUUGAAGAUGUCGAGAAAGCUGUGGGUGAGAUUGCGUCAGAUACGCAGCACUUGGUCGAUGGGACUGCGUCCCCAAGUGUCGAUGGUGUCGAGGGCCUUUUACAGGAAGUUGAGACGAUAUCUAAGAAAAUACAAUCCGACUAUGAACAUGUCUUGGCUCUGCCCAAUAAUCAGAAAACGCUGGCAAACGUUUCAAGACUUGCCCUGGGUCACACCAAAGAUCUUCUACCAUCGCUUCAGGAUAUUAGUGCUGAAGUCCAGGCUGCCCAGGAAGAAGCGGUCAGGCGGUAUAAUGACGCAGUCAAGGCUACCCCUAGCCACAUGCGACACAUAUCCGCCCUUGAAUCCCGUCUGUCUGAUGUGCAGACCCAAAUAAACAACCUCAACCUUCAUAGCGAUGCAUUUGAAACCAUCUACGCCGUGUUCCAUAUGCCCAUGGUCUAUGGGUCCAUCCUCAUCGAGUCUGUGCGACGUCACGAAUUCAGCGAAAAGAUGAAAACCGACUCGCUCACUCUGGCGGAAGAAAUGUCUGUCUUCCGUGACGAGGAGCAACGCCGGAGAAAGAAAUGGGUCAAGAAUAUGGGCGAGUUCGUUUCCGUCUCCGACACGACGACCCCGGGUAUUGAGGUGAACCUCAGAGGUCACGAGUUUCAAUGGCCUAUUGUCAACCGGAAGGAGAUCGAAUCUUACAUCGACGAUCUUAAAUCCAAACCGAGUAUGGCCAGCAUAGCUCAGGAUCUGACCCAGGACUUUAAGAAUUUGGAUGCUCCCACCCGCCUGCAGCGACGUAGGGCAAAGGCUUUCAAACAGGGCAGUGUCUUUGACUUGAGCCGCAGCUCUCUAUUAGUUCGCGGUGACGACAUGGUCCGCAGUCUUCGAGAUGAAAAAUCUAAACUCGAAGACAAGCUCAAAGGCUCCGAGAGCCGCAUUCGCAAGCUGGAAGAUCUUUUACAUCGACAGAGUCAUAUGGGCCGUCCGGCAAGCGGUAACUUCACCUUGGACUUUCCCAGCUCACCAGCAUCUCCUCAUCCCGAUCAGCUCUCGAGAAGGUCUUCUGUUUCGUCGAGGCGAAUGUCUGCCAAUCAAUCAUCGGAAGAGAAAGCACUUGUGCAACGCAUCGUCACCCUCGAGGCUGAGCUCGCUGGAGAGCGCGAGGUGGUGCAAAAGCUUCAGAAAGAAGCCCAUGCCGAGCGUCAGUCGAACACCGAUAAGAUAGAGGAGGCCCAGUCAACGAAGAAGGAUUUGAUCGGUAAUCUCGAAGCCCGGCAGCGUGAGUUCGACGAUGAACGGAGGUUUCUGGAGGGGGAAAAGAAGAAAAUUAAGAUUCGGGCUGAGGAGCUCGAGGAAGAGCUGGAUCGGAUUAUGGAUACGCGUGAGCACGAAAAGCAAGAUGCGGACGAACGUAUACAUCAUCUUGAAACUGAACUCCAAGAUGCUCAUAGUCGUGCCGAGAAUGAAAUCCGAAAGGCAGCCAUUCUUGUUGACCAGAUACAACCCUUGAAGGAGAAAGAAGAGAGCCUUCAAGUACGCAUCAGUGAACUUGAAAAGCAGGAAGCUGCAAGAGGAGAAAGGGACCAAGAAAAUCACCAUGCGCUGCAAGCCGCACUGAUGAAUUUAUCUCCUGGAGGGGUUGUUCCCGACCUCCUCCCUGAUAUUAUCAAGACCAUAGAGGUGCUUUCAGAGGGGCUGGCCAUCCAUGCUAAAACUGCCGAAGAAAAUGCCACGAAAGCGACCUCGGAAAGUAAAGCAUUGGCAGAGCGUGUGGGCCAAAUGGAAUCAGAAGUCCAAGAGUUGCGAACGAAUGCGGAGACACGUGAAUCCGAAAUUGCACGUGUUAGAGAACAACUUGCACAAGAAGAGUCAAAGCUUGCUUCUCUUACAUCUGAGCUGAAUGAUGAGCGCUCCAAGAUGAAGGCUUUGCAGUCGCAAUUCGACGCAGGCGAGACGGGCUCCGAUGCGCUUCGCGAAAGGGUCGUAGAAGAAGAGCGCAAACUUGCGAGCCUGUCACAGAGGUUGGCCGAGUCAGAGGCCCAGACUCGUAAAUCCGAGGGCGAACUCGUGGCAUGGAAACAAAAGGUUGAGUCCAUUUUCGAGUCCAAGCAGCAAGCUACAUCCCGAGCCGAGGUCUAUGCAUCACGCUGUAAAGAGCUCUCGAAGCAGCUGUUCGAUCAAGUGGAGAAGCAUGAGGGCAUGCUGGAGAACUCGGGCUUCACCGUCGUCCGGCAAGACGGAAACAUAGCUGUCCAGAGAUCCUCGAAAGUGAACGCCCUAUCGGGCACGGCGGACACACUUGCUCAAUCUGGGAUCGUGUCUGUCAGGCCAGACCCGAGCCUUUCCACCUGGAUGGAGGCGGAAAGCGGCGAAGAAGAGACCGACAGGUUCAUGGCAUUCAUGGAGUGCCUCGCUCAGUUCGACGUCAACAUCUUCAUGGAUGCGGUCGCUAGGCGACUCAAGGAUAUAGAGGUACUCGCCCGCAAAUGGCAGAAAGAAGCCAAGGGAUACCGUGAUAAGUAUCAUCGAGCCCAAGGAGAAGCUCAUGAUAAAAUUGCCUAUCGGUCUUUCAAAGACGGUGAUCUUGCUCUCUUUCUGCCGACUAGAAAUCAGGCCAUUCGAUCCUGGGCUGCGUUCAACGUCGGGGCACCACACUACUUCCUGCGCGAGCAAGAUGCCCAUAAACUGCAGGCCCGAGAUUGGCUCCUUGCCCGUAUUUCCAAGAUUGAGGAACGAGUUGUGGAUCUUUCCAAGCCAAUGAAUGCUGCCAAUCCUGACCGUCGAUCAAUCGGAGAGGUGAGCGACGGGACUUCUUUCGACGACGAAAAUCCAUUUGAACUCUCCGAUGGUCUUCGAUGGUAUUUGUUAGAUGCCACAGAAGAAAAGCCCGGCGCCCCGGCCACCCCGGGGCUCGGCAAAAGCACCGUUGCGCCCGCUCAUGUCGACGCCAGAGGCAGUAUUCGAUUGAAACGCACGACCGCUGGCGGCAAUGUCGCGAAAACCCUCUCGAAGAGUCUGGAUAGUCGCCGGAACAGCUCGGCUUCCAAGAAAGGGCCGCCGGGAACGCCCUCUCCGCGAGCCAACAAUGACUCUACUACGGACUUGACUCGAGCCUUUGAGACGGACACUACAGCCCCGACUGUUGGCUCGCAGUCGCGGGAGACGGAUCCUGUUUUCGACGAGGUUCGCCGCGAACUGCGUCAGGGCCCGUGA
This is a messenger RNA of Aspergillus steynii IBT 23096, 3942 nucleotides long. It is a transcript of the gene atg11, whose product is annotated as autophagy protein ATG11. Gene Ontology annotation, biological process: autophagy of mitochondrion; piecemeal microautophagy of the nucleus; positive regulation of protein phosphorylation. The record is from RefSeq and is a predicted model, not a curated record. The transcript has 3 exons. Gene Ontology annotation, molecular function: protein kinase binding; molecular adaptor activity. Gene Ontology annotation, cellular component: phagophore assembly site membrane; extrinsic component of membrane; Atg1/ULK1 kinase complex. The coding region runs from base 1 to 3942 and encodes 1313 amino acids. NCBI's taxonomy places the organism in Eukaryota, Fungi, Ascomycota, Eurotiomycetes, Eurotiales, Aspergillaceae.